This is a messenger RNA of Procambarus clarkii (red swamp crayfish), 554 nucleotides long. RefSeq names its product pro-resilin-like. Gene Ontology annotation, cellular component: extracellular matrix. The record is from RefSeq and is a predicted model, not a curated record. Lineage: Eukaryota; Metazoa; Arthropoda; Malacostraca; Decapoda; Cambaridae.
GUUGUUGUUCUUCAGACAAUAAUUCUGGUAGUGACGGUGAUCAUGGCCGUGACGGCAACACCAGAGGACGGAUAUGGCGAACCGGGAACUGGCAGUCCAACGUCUGGCGGCCUCGGGUCGGGCGGAUUGGGAUCUGGGGGACAAGGGUCCAGCGGCCUAGGAGUUGGGGGACCAGGGAUUCAGGCUCGGUAUGUGCCCGCAAUACCUAGAGGCCAGUACGGCUCUGCCCCCGCCAAGUACAACUUCCAAUGGGACGUCAACGACCAGCCAUCAGGCAACUUCUACGGUCACGGAGAGCAGAGGGACGGAGACAACACCCAGGGCAGUUAUUAUGUCCAGCUGCCUGACAGUCGUCAACUGAAGGUUGAAUACUUCGUUGAUCAGUUCGGUUACCACCCCACCGUCACCUUCGAGGGCGAUGCCCAGUACCCCAGCGGUUCCGGUCAAGGUACCGGGUCACAGAAGGGCUACUACCAGUAGCAGACCUCCACAGACCCUCAGCUGCACUGUUAAGACCGGCAGGCCCGGGUCUCAACACGGCUAUCAUCAGUGAC